UCGGCGGCGGCCGUGGAGUUUUUGGGCGUUUCGGAGAGGGGAGGGGGGGCGGUGCGCGAGGCUGCGAAGAGUCGAAGCUUGGGUGGCGGCGGCGGCGAAGGAGGAGGAGGAGGAGAAGACUAGGGCGAGGAAGAGAAGGAGCGGGCGCCGCCAUGGCCGCCGCUAUCACCGACAUGGCCGACCUGGAGGAGCUCUCGCGUUUGAGCCCUCUGCCCCCCCGUAGUCCCGGGCCGGCGGCAGCGCGCGGACGGGCCGAGCCUCCCGAGGACGAGGAGGAGGAGGAGGAGGAGGAGGAGGAGGAAGAGGACGAAGAGGAGGCGGAGGCGGUGGCGGCGUUGCUCCUGAACGGCGGCUGCGGGGCCGCUGGCGGAGAAGGCGAGGCGGACACCAUGUCGGAGCCGAGCCCCGAGAGCGCCAGCCAGGCCGGGGAGGACGACGAGGAGGAGGACGAGGAGGACGACGACGAGGAAGAGGACGGCAGCAGCAGCGGCGGCGCCGAGGAGGAGAGCCUGGUGUGUGGCAGCGGCGGCGCUGGCGUUGGCGGCGGCGGCGGCGGCGGGAGCAGCGACGAGACGCGCUCGCUGAGCCCGAGCAGCGGCGAUGGGGACGGCAAGGAGGAACCCAAGGGAGCGCGGGCCGGCCCGGGCGGCGGUGCUGGAGGCGGCGGCGGCGGAGGAGGCGGCAGCAGCAGUAGCAGCGUCGUGUCGAGCGCCGGCGACGAGGGUUACGGGACCGGGGGCGGCGGAAGCAGCGCGACCUCCGGGGGCCGGCGCGGAAGCCUGGAGAUGUCGUCGGACGGCGAGCCGCUGAGCCGCAUGGACUCGGAGGACAGCAUAAGCAGUACUAUAAUGGACGUAGACAGCACAAUUUCCAGUGGGCGUUCAACUCCAGCCAUGAUGAACGGACAAGGAAGCACUGCGUCUUCAAGCAAAAGUAUUGCCUAUAAUUGUUGCUGGGACCAGUGCCAGGCGUGCUUCAACUCUAGCCCUGACCUGGCGGAUCACAUCCGGUCCUUACAUGUAGAUGGUCAGCGAGGAGGGGUGUUUGUAUGCUUAUGGAAGGGCUGCAAAGUGUAUAACACUCCCUCCACCAGUCAGAGCUGGCUGCAGAGGCACAUGCUUACACACAGCGGAGACAAGCCUUUCAAGUGUGUCGUCGGAGGCUGCAAUGCCAGCUUUGCUUCUCAGGGAGGGCUAGCUCGCCAUGUGCCCACACACUUCAGUCAGCAGAAUUCCUCAAAAGUUUCUAGCCAGCCAAAGGCCAAAGAAGAGUCUCCUUCUAAAGCUGGCAUGAACAAGAGGAGGAAACUGAAGAACAAAAGGAGGCGCUCCUUACCGCGACCACACGAUUUCUUCGAUGCACAAACACUGGAUGCUAUACGGCACCGAGCCAUAUGCUUCAACCUCUCAGCUCACAUAGAGAGCUUGGGGAAGGGGCACAGCGUGGUUUUCCACAGUACUGUGAUAGCUAAAAGGAAAGAGGAAUCUGGAAAGAUAAAACUUUUGCUUCAUUGGAUGCCUGAAGACAUCCUGCCAGAUGUAUGGGUGAACGAAAGUGAACGACAUCAAUUAAAAACUAAAGUAGUUCAUUUAUCAAAGCUACCCAAAGAUACUGCCUUGCUUUUGGACCCAAACAUAUACAGAACAAUGCCGCAGAAGAGGUUGAAGAGAACUCUCAUAAGAAAAGUGUUCAGUUUGUAUUUAAGCAAACAGUGAACGGCAUUUGCAAUCAACUAAAAAUUCGUCUAUCGAAUUAGGGCUGAAAAUUACUGUUAAAGAGUGUUGCAGUAUGUCUGGUGGCUCCCUUUUCAGGACUAGGGUUUCCUCAUGGAGUACAAUAUGUUAAUAUUUACCUAUUUAACUCAUCUGUUAAUGGUUUUUGAAAAACUUAUUUCAGAAGUUUUUGAAUAAUCAUAUUUUCAUUUAAUCUAUAUGACUCUUAAUUUUUUU
This is a messenger RNA of Jaculus jaculus (lesser Egyptian jerboa), 1949 nucleotides long. It is a transcript of the gene Aebp2, whose product is annotated as AE binding protein 2. The record is from RefSeq and is a predicted model, not a curated record. NCBI's taxonomy places the organism in Eukaryota, Metazoa, Chordata, Mammalia, Rodentia, Dipodidae. Gene Ontology annotation, biological process: regulation of transcription by RNA polymerase II. Bases 153 to 1715 code for a protein of 520 amino acids. The transcript has 9 exons. Gene Ontology annotation, cellular component: ESC/E(Z) complex.